CUGCCAUUUAAACUCAGGCAAUGUACUUCACUGUUUUAGAACGGACCUCAAAACGCAUCUUUUUAGAUUAGCUCUUAAUUAGUGAUUUUUUUUAGAUUAUCUCUUAAUUAGUGAUUUUUUUUUUUUUACAUAUUUAGUACUCUUACAUUACAGCUCUUACAGUUAUUUACAAAUAAAACCCACAAAAAAACCCUUCGGUUGCUAUUUGAACUCUAGUUUGUUAUUAUACUUAUGUCCUUUCUAUGCAUUCAAUUAUUCCUAAGGGUUGUUUUAAAUUGUUUUAUAUGUUAUUAAGGUAAUUAUAUCAUUACAUUAGGCGUUAUAUAAUAAUAAUGAUAAUAAUAAUUAUGGAUUUUAAUUCUGACACUAUGAAUGUUUUAUUCACAUGUAUAUGAGCACAUCCAUAUUUUGGGCAGAGUACAAUUUUAAGAAAAUACUCUAAAACCUUUCGUGAAAUAUUUCGACCCGUCUUCUUCAUUACAUAUAUAUUAAAUGUUCUCUCCAUGGUUGACUGCAUUUUGAUAAUGAAUUCAUUGUGCCGCUCGUUGCAACUUGCCCAGUCUGCAGCUUAAAGAUGUCCAAUGAAAGCAACAGAAGAGGGUGUGAAUGAAAUAGUUUAUCGAUUAGUUGGAAAGGAAGAAUGAAGCUUUAGUUUUUUAUAUCAAUGCUAAUCCGAUCAUUUUUCGCGAUCGAUACAUCGAAAUGAACCAAGGAAGAAUGGAAAUUUUACAUUAAACUGAUUUCCAAAGGGUAUCAUUUCGCGCGGAUACAUAUAUGGAACGGGUCUUUAAAUUUCAAAUUCUAUACAUUUACUUAAAUUAUACAUGCACAUAAGAUAUCGACACUCUGUUUUGACACUGAGUCGCUAUGAAAUUGAAAUGACUUGUCUACCUGAUAGGACGUGUGAUAUGUCAAGUUGUGCACGGAAUUAAACGUGUUAUACCGGUAUAUAUUUGCAAUAUGGCAGACAAAGCAAAAGGAUGGACUAUUAUUUGGACUCUUCUCCUUAGUGACGUACUGGGAAAUGCCAAUGAGGAAAAAUGCCAAAGUCUCGCUCGCGCAAAAUCUACACCAGUCAUCUCGUUUUGUAAAGAAGACAUUCUAAUAUCCAAUACAUCUAUGACUCUUGAUGCAUUUCGACCGUUCUUUGGGAGCAUAUCAACACCUUGCACGUGCGAAGUCAGUAUUUUUAGUACACAAACUACUUCUGUGCUACAUAUUCAACAAGAACCAUCCGUCCUGCCCACGUCUAACUGUGGACUGAGUAUGAAGCUUACAUGGGGAACUCAACAUAGCCGUGUUGUAAACUGUAAUAACUAUCUGGAUACGGAGUACCAGCUAGACAAAGGCGGUGUUUUGAUGUUGACUCUUAAUAGCACAUCACCAACAUGGUCUACCGGAUUUUGUUUAGCUGUUAGGUUAAGGUUUGAGCUGGGACCUUUGCAGGUAAAGUGUUUUAGUCCCGGAAGACACACCAUCCAAGCAAUGUCUACGCCAUCUGUCACUGAUAUCACAAGCAAUGCCUUCCCGGAAACAGCCUCCUUAAACGCAUCACUAACACCUACAUUAUCAACAACAUCAGUGCCAAAGUCGAUACAAACAGGAAAAACAACUUUAAACCAAGUGUCGAAGACCUCCUCAAUACUUGUGUUAUCAACAACAGAACGACAUACAGAAAGCAAGUCAACUGCACUGUCUGUCUUCCCUCAAACAGACCAGGUCAGUGCUGGGAUUGAUACAACUGAACACCCCAGAGAACAAACACUGACAACUUUCUACCACGAUGACAACAAGACAACAGAGAUAAUUGAAAUUACUACGAACCACGGGUAUUCUUCAACGUCAGAAAGGAAAACAGCUACCUCUGUAACUCAGAAAGUGGACCAUAUCACAGAUUUUAAUGUUGUGUACAUCAUGGUUGGAUUGAUGGUUUCCGUCAUCCUUGGAAUAUUGUUCCUUGUAGUAUUUCUGUGCAGAAGACAACAAAGAAAUACAAGAGAAAGACUUGAUUUCAAAGACUGUAUUCAGAGUUCCAGUAUUUCGUCCCCGAAUGGAGCGGAUACAGACAGUAUGGAUAUGAAUAAGGAUACCCAUCAUGCAUAUGAAAAUAGGAAAGAAGAACCCAAUUUCUAUUAUUACCAAGACCUGAAAAUCCCUACUAAAUCAAUCAGAGACGCAACAGAUAGGCUUGCAGAGGCAAAGGCUGAACACAGAUCUCCCGGAUUUUGUCACAAUGCUGACAACGACCAUACUAGGGUGCAGUCCCGACAUAAUCUACACAAAGUACAAAUUUUACACAAUACCCCAAGCGUUAAUAAACAGGGUUCUUCGGUUGUAAAGGUGACCGUUAAUGGCAGCAAGAAAUUUAUUUUGUAACCACAAGAUAAAAAAGAAUUUAAACAUGCAUUGUAUAUCACUGAAUUAAACAAAACAGCCUUCCUUUUUAAGCGCUAAGCGUAGCUUAAGCGCUUAUUGCCGCCAGUUGGAUUUUGCUUUCGUCAUCAUGUUUCCGGUUUAUCGCCACCUAUAGGCGAAUUUAUGCAUCGCUGUAGUCAACAAGUCGUGUUUAAAGUAGUCGUAAUUUUGCAACCGAUCUAGCACGGGGAUAACAUUCAUAUCUGCAGGUGCAUUUUUUCUCAGGAAAUACAGUUCGUUGAACAGUGAAUAAAUUAUGUAUAAAAAGGGUGAUAUUUUUGUCCUCAUUCUUGGGGAAAGUGAGACACAGAUGCAGGUCAUUCUUCAGUUAAAAUUCCCAUUUGAAUCUGCGUCUGUAAUAAUUAAAGUGAUUCAAAAUCUAAUAUUGAAUAAGAAUAUGUAUAUGAAACCGUUUUAGCUAGGUUGCCUUUGCAUUGUUACCUUCGCAUGGCGCUUAGGGAAUGAGAGUACCAAACCCCCGCAUGCGUAACCCAGACGCAGUUUACCCAAGAUUGAGCGGAGGUAUAAAUGUCUAGGUGUUGCGUGAUUGGCUAAUAUCAAGAGUGAAAUUAUUUGGAAUCGAAAGAAAUAUUAUAGAGGUUCAAUUUAAUUGUCAGGAUGAAAAAUUAUCGCACAAAAUCGAGAAAUGACUGAGGAAAUUACCAUGGUAGGGGUGUGCUUAAAAUGAAGUGUGUAAUUUAUUGCAGAUUGCUAUGUGUUGUAAAAAAAAAUACAAAUAUGGCGUAUAAAAGGCACGGGACCCUAUAUAUUUUUUGUCGUUUUUUAUCAACACUUGGAAUGAACUUUGAAAUGUUUGCGGUCAUUUGUUUAAAAUUGAUAUAGUUAAUUAGUGAGAGGGCCAAAGGUUAGCAUUGAGGUCUAUGGGAAAUGAAUUGGUACUCUUUUCCCUUAGAGGCCAGGAAAAUCGAUUUGCAUGGUGCAAUCUAUAAUUAGAAGCCACGUCAUUAAGCUAUACAUGAGUCAGGAGGGUUUUCCACUUGUGUUUUGGCUGCUGUUUCGACUCAGUAAAAUUUUUGUCCGACGCAGCAAAAAUGUGUGCAACACAGUAAAAAAUUAACUGAUCCGCGUCCAUUGUGAACGAGAAAGAAUUUGUGCACGAUUAUGCUUUGACAGCGAAGGACAGAGAUCGGUGUCUCAGAAGGAUGAUAUUGCGUAACUGCUUACACCUUCCCGAUCAUAUAUGUAAGUCGGUCAUGCAGAAAUUUAGAGGAUGCAACGGUGUAACUUAAGCUUACUGUAUUAUUUCUAAACGACCAAGAUAUUCUUCAGAAUCAUCGUCAACACAAUCAAAUUUGAUUUCGUGAUUUAGUUUCAAAAAUGAGACUAAAAAUAAUAGUCUUGGGGCAAGGAAAAGAUAAAAGGUACAACAUUAUAUUAUAUUAUAUUGUAUUAUGGAAGACAAUACCCUGGUUUCAAGUAUUCAAAACACCGCGUGGAAUUUUACGAGCGCUGUAUACUGAAAUACAUAUGUUUAGAACAAGUGUUAUAUAAACAUUGCCAUUGUGUCAAGCAUGAAUGUGAAAUGGUUUGCGGUCCACAGAACGCUACAUACAACGAAAAGUAAUCGUGUUUUCAAUUUCUUUGUACUUCAAACAAACAAUUGACAAUGACAUGCAUAUGCUACAUGUAUUUCCAAACGUACAAAUGAUGAAGAAGGGGGAGGGGCAUGGAUGUACUGUCGUUGUUCCCUGUCCCCACAUUUUGUUUUCGCUGAACGAUCUUUUCAUAUAAAAAAGAUGCAUUUAGUUUUUUUGGUGAGAUGCCUCUUCAUUAUUUCUAACAGCGGUUUGAACAUUACCGUUUGAAAAUUACUUGUGUAACUUUUCAGUGCCUAGUUUGGGAUUCUCAUUUAGCUACAUUUACAUGUUGUAAAUCUUGAAUAUUUAUUGCGAUUCACUUCUGUUACGUUUUUUUUUUCAUAUUAGAACUCCUACACAAGCUUCGAAUCUUAUGGUUUUUUGCUAAGGUUAUUAGCAUUUUCAUAUAAAGAACUGUUUUAUAAAAUUAAAACAAUAGCAAUGUGUAUUAUGUCUAAUUCAGACAAACGGAUGAGUCUCCUUUGCAAUAUGAAUAUGAGCUUUUACACAAGAAGUGUAAUACACACAAGUUGAUGAGUACAGCGUUUAAUGUACCUGUGUACAAACUCUUGGGUUUUGGGUUGUUGUUUUUUAUAUUUACGUAUAACAAACAAUCACUACAAUUGCUAAAUGUAAAUCCAUGCUUAUAUGUUAGUCUAAUUCAUCAUCAUAUUUGAAUUAGUAUAUCCUCUUGCACUAACUUUCAUGUUAAAAAUGAGCUAUCUCCACUCUUGUUGAUGACGCAGUAUUCAGUUUCAAAGUAAUAUUGCACAUGUAUGAUGAACAUCUUUUCUAAAUAACUUCCUAAAUUUUGUUUUCAGUUAUACAUGUAUUUAUCGGACUUAUUUGGAUUCAGAUUCUCUCCAACCUGAUUUUGAAUUGAAAAUAAUUUCAUUAUUGAUUACAAAAAAUAAUUCCACUUUCAUUGUUUGAUUGCUAUUUACAGAUAAUUAUGCACUGGAUUCUGUAGUACAAGUCAUACAGAUGCAUGUUUAUGUGUGUAUUUAAAUGAUUUCUGGUAAGGUAAUGAAAUGGAUGUAAAGCGUUUCAUAAUCCUGCAUUAUUGGUGUGUUUUGACAUGUGGCAUUUGUUAGUGUAUGUGGUUAUGUGUAAUUUUCUUUUUUGUCCAGUUUGUUUGUUCCUUUCUAUUAUAAGUGAGUUACAUA
This is a messenger RNA of Ostrea edulis (European flat oyster), 5179 nucleotides long. RefSeq lists its product as uncharacterized. The transcript is spliced from 6 exons. Lineage: Eukaryota; Metazoa; Mollusca; Bivalvia; Ostreida; Ostreidae. The record is from RefSeq and is a predicted model, not a curated record. Bases 961 to 2376 code for a protein of 471 amino acids.